AUGGAUUCCUCCUCCCUAAAAUUCGAGUUAAAGAUCAUUGGAGCGAAAAACAUACAAGUAAAACACAAAGGUAAUCUAUUCAUUAGAUGCUACCUUUCAGUAGGAAGCAACAACAGAAAAAUUCAGGUUAACACAAAAGAAAUAAGUUCUGCUCAUCAAAAAGAUGAUUACAUCUUUUGGGAUGACACUUUUUCAAUAGAGUGCAAUGGUUCAGAGGAUUCAAUCAAUAAUCUCAAGGAAGCAAGUGUGUUAUUCGAGCUUAGGUGGCGAAACACCAAGGCUUUUCUAGGGAAGAUUGGCGGGUCUCAGCUCCUAGCAACAGCUGAGAUGCCUUGGAAGAAUGUCUUUAAUGCGCCGAAAAUGGAAUUUCAGAGGUGGGCUGUUAUGACUGUCAAUCAUGAUGGUAAUAAGUUGCUUAAAACUUUUGAAGACGGAGUUAAGCCACCGGCGUUGCAGAUAGCAAUGAAGGUAGAAGUUCCGGUGGUGAGCGUGGCGUCCAAGGAAGAGAUGAGGAAGAUGAGAAGAAGAGAGCGUAUGAAUGGAUGGAAAGAGUGUGGGUGCAACUCUAAUGAAGGGUGUUGCUCUUCUUGUGUUGAUAAUGAGCUGAUUUUGAUUGGUGCAACUUUAGAUGGCUUUUAG
Messenger RNA from Chenopodium quinoa (quinoa), 639 nucleotides. RefSeq lists its product as uncharacterized. The coding region runs from base 1 to 639 and encodes 212 amino acids. The transcript has a single exon. NCBI's taxonomy places the organism in Eukaryota, Viridiplantae, Streptophyta, Magnoliopsida, Caryophyllales, Amaranthaceae. The record is from RefSeq and is a predicted model, not a curated record.